AUGCCGAUGAGAGAGGAGAGCAGGCACUCCACGUCCCACAAGGCGUCUCCAUCAAAUGCCCUGAUAAUCUCUCAACCUGCUACUUUGUUACCCCCUACUGAUCUGAAUCAGCAAUCACCUGUUGACCAACAGCUCCAACAGCACCAUUCUACCGUGGAGGAAGUUGAUAAACUCAAUACUCCCGUCUUAGACCUUAUGUCCAAUCAAAAUAUGGAAGUUGACGAUUCCUUUGCCUCAAUGCCUGAGCUAGAAUCUACCCUGUCUGAAGAUCACCAGGAAAUGACUAUGCAU
Podarcis lilfordi (Lilford's wall lizard) is the source of this 291-nucleotide messenger RNA. The record is from the annotation of a GenBank genome assembly. Lineage: Eukaryota; Metazoa; Chordata; Lepidosauria; Squamata; Lacertidae.